This is a messenger RNA of Drosophila innubila, 3273 nucleotides long. It is a transcript of the gene Atg1, whose product is annotated as serine/threonine-protein kinase ULK2. Bases 583 to 3129 code for a protein of 848 amino acids. Gene Ontology annotation, molecular function: ATP binding; protein serine/threonine kinase activity. The transcript has 12 exons. Lineage: Eukaryota; Metazoa; Arthropoda; Insecta; Diptera; Drosophilidae. The record is from RefSeq and is a predicted model, not a curated record. Gene Ontology annotation, biological process: protein autophosphorylation; peptidyl-serine phosphorylation; positive regulation of autophagy. Gene Ontology annotation, cellular component: cytoplasm; autophagosome.
AUUGCCAAUCGCGAAGUGAAAAAGACAUACACAAAAUAUUUGGAGAAGAAAAAAUCCAAAUUUAAGGAAAAAAGGUUUAAUUAAUAACGAAAGACCGACAGGGAGUGAGCUAAUAAUCUUUAUUGUGUGCGCGUGUGUCAGUGUGAGUGUGUGUGUUGCAAACUGAAUAAAUAAUUACACACACAGCAGUACUAGCACACAAAGCAACACCGAGUUUAAUUUAAUUACAAGCAAAAAUAUAGCAAAGAGCAGGUGUGUGUGUGCGCUCGAUAAUUGUUUAUAGCUAGUGCUCGUUGAUAAACAGCUGGCAAGUAGCAGCAGUCUUAAUAAAGUUCAAAAAAUCCCUUGCUGUGGCUGUGAGUUAUGCGAAAAAAUUGAUUUUCCACAACGGAUUGCAACUGAAAGUCAGCGAAAAGCAGCUGAAAAAGGAAACCCUCACCCAACAACACCCCCAAUCAAUUGUGUUGGUGUGAGUGCGCGUGUGUGUGUGUGUGAAUGUUAGAGAACGAUUAUUGCUGCUGCUGCAAGUGAAAGAAAGGAUCCGACAAAGAAAUUAGACGAGCGUCGCUGCCGGCGCAUGCAAUGAAUAUUGUCGGGGAAUAUGAAUACAGCUCCAAGGAUAUGCUUGGCCAUGGCGCCUUUGCUGUGGUCUACAAAGGACGUCAUCGCAAGAAACACAUGCCGGUAGCCAUUAAAUGCAUUACCAAGAAGGGACUCAUCAAGACGCAGAAUUUACUCGGCAAGGAGAUUAAAAUUCUCAAGGAAUUAACGGAGCUGCAUCAUGAGAAUGUUGUUGCUCUUUUGGAUUGCAAGGAGUCCCAGGAUUGUGUCAAUCUGGUCAUGGAGUAUUGCAAUGGCGGCGAUUUGGCGGAUUAUCUAAGCGUUAAAGGCACUCUUAGCGAGGAUACUGUCAGGCUGUUUCUCAUACAACUAGCUGGUGCCAUGAAAGCACUUUAUACCAAAGGAAUUGUGCACCGUGAUCUCAAGCCACAAAACAUUCUUCUAUCGCACAAUUAUGGCAAAACUCUGCCAGCGCCAUCGAAAAUAACGCUAAAAAUUGCUGACUUUGGCUUUGCGCGUUUUCUAAAUGAAGGCGUCAUGGCGGCCACUUUGUGCGGAUCUCCCAUGUAUAUGGCCCCGGAAGUCAUCAUGUCGUUGCAGUAUGAUGCCAAGGCCGAUCUCUGGUCGCUGGGCACCAUUGUCUAUCAGUGUCUGACGGGCAAGGCGCCAUUCUAUGCACAAACACCCAACGAACUGAAGUUCUACUACGAGCAGAAUGCCAAUCUGGCGCCCAAAAUACCACAUGGUGUAUCGCCGGAUUUGCGUGAUUUGUUGCUGUGCCUGUUGCGUCGCAAUUCCAAGGAUCGUAUAUCCUAUGAGAGCUUCUUUGUACAUUCAUUUCUGCAGGGCAAGAAAGCGGCUGUGUCGCCGGUUGACAUGCCACCGUUGUCGAGCGGCACGCCGCCUGUUAAGGCCAAGAGUCCAUUGCAACAGCAGCUGGAGCAGGAAUUACAGCUGGUCAAGCUGGCCGAGCAGCAGCAGAAGGAGCGUGAGGAACAGGAGGCGGCACAGGAAGAGGAAAAUACCGUUUCUGUGGUGGCUAAUCCGGCCAUAUGUGCCACCAUUACCAACGUGGGUGUGCUCUGUGAUAGUGAGAACAACAGCGCCUCCUGCAGCUCCCAUGAGGAUUCGGAUGACUUUGUGUUGGUGCCCAAGAAUCUGCCCGAGGAUCAGCGUCAGGCUCAAGGACAGGCUGCCCAAGCACGCCAGCAACAGCAGCCAGCAACACAGAACCAAUCCAGUCCACCACGUCCCAGUAGUUUGCCCAUCUCGGAGCCAAAACCAGUGCCGGCACCGGCGCGACGACAGCUGACAAAUGCUGGGGCUGGAGCUGCCAUUGGAUCGCCAGGGAGACAGAGUGGCGUGCCAUUGACAGUGGCCACAUUGGCGGCAGGUGGACAUCAAAUCCCACGCUCGCAGCCCAUCAGCGUGAAGCAGCCUCGGGCGGAUCAGCGUAAGAGCAGCGUGAGCAGUGACAUCAAUUCAAUCUCGCCGCCAGCGGUGCAGUUUGCCAUUGGUACACCACCGACACGGGUGCGAUCCGCGUCUGGUGGCUCGCUGUCGGAGACGCCACCGCCGCAUGCGCCCAGCACGUGGCAGGUGUCGCCCGGACACUCGCAGUCGCCGUUGCGCAGGAGUGGCAACAGUUCGCCGGUGCUUCCGUCCGCAGCGUUGACCAAAUUGCCAACUCUGGGCAGCCCAACGUUGCUAGUAGCGCCUGGUUCACUGGGCUCCAUUGGCUCGGCGGGCAGCGGAUCGGAGAAUAACAAUCAGCAUCACAUGUUGGGGCCACGUGCAUUCACCUUGCCCGAAUUGGGUGCAACGGGCGGACUGCAGAGUCUGUUGGAUACGGCUGUUGGUGCCGGCGGACCAGGCAGUGAGCCGCAUGCAUUCCAGGCACCCGAAUUGUCGGAGGAGACCCUCAUGGAUCGCGAGCACAACGAAACCCUUUCCAAACUCAACUUUGUGCUGGCCUUAACCGACUGCAUCCAGGAGGUCGCCGAUUCGCGCUGUGCACCGCUUUCCACGCUCAUGGUUGCCGGCAGCCAGACGGCGGCCGAGCAGCAUCAGAUACCACCCCAUGCUCCGGAGCAUUGCAAGCGAGCGGAGCGUUUGGUGCUCCUUGUGCGCGCCCUGCAGUUGCUAUCGUCCGGCCUCAAUUUGGCCUCACAGCAGCUGCGAAAUGGGCAGUUGAAGCCAUCAUCAAACGUUAAAAAUGCGCUGCUCACCAUGAACGCCAAAUAUCGGAGCAUAUUGUUCGAGUCGAAGCGUCUUAAUGGCAGCGGCCUGCUCCAAAAGGCGAAUGCAUUUAACAUAACCGCGGAUAAAAUACUCUACGACUAUGCGCUGGAUAUGUGUCAGGCAGCAGCGCUGGAUGAACUGCUGAAGAAUACAAAGAAUUGCUUUGAACGCUAUAAUACCGCACACAUUCUCCUUCACUCUUUGGUGCAGAAAUGCAAUCAUCCACAGGACAAAUUGCUGUUGAAUAAAUAUCGUGAUGCAGUGGAGAAACGUUUGAGCAUAUUGCAACAGCAUGGAUAUAUCUAUGUAACCGAUGAGAAUGCCUAAGGAAAGAGAGAGGAGAAGAAGGAGGAGAAGCAAGAGAAAGAUGAAGCAGCAUCAAUUGUCGACAAUUCCUUAAGUUAUUUAAACCCUGAUAAGUUGAGUUGAGUCGUAAAACAUGUGAUUAAAGCAGAACUACACACAUACAUA